CAUGUGUUAAUGCAUGCUUAUCUCUCUAUUUUAAGUUAAUCAACUAUUUGGAAUCUGUUGAUCAACCCUCUAUUUGGUGUCUAAAUGGAGCGAAAUGGUGGGAGUAAACACUUGGUGAUUUCUUGCCAUCAGCCGAAACAUUGGGAUCACCAGUUGUGGUGAAAUUUUAAGGGCAAAAGAAUCGAUUUUUAGUAUGGUAAAAAGGGCUCUCCAGUUGUGGUGAAAUUUUAAGGGCAAAAGAAUCGAUUUUUUGUAUGCUAAAAAGUUUUGCAUGACAGGUUAUUCUUCUCUGACCAGACAUUAAUCACAAGAUUGUACUUGACAUCAUGGUUCAAAGGAGUAUGUCAUACAGUAAUCACAUAAUUGAUCUGGGAGCAGAUCAGCAGAGUCAUGCAUAUAUCCAUCCAGAGCCUUGUGUGUCGUAUGGGAGCUUUACAGCUUUUCCACAUCCAAAUGUCCACCACACUGUAGUACCAGCUGCAGGUAACAUUGGAAAUUUCUAUUUGCACCAUCUACCAAACCAUCAAGAGGGCGCUGUAAUUUAUGGGAUGCCACUGUCCAAUGGGGUUCAACAGCCGCAUCCUGCUACCAAUGUUGCAGCAUUUGCAACAUCAUCAAAUAACUAUAACCCUUAUGUGGCUGCUCCAUUACAUAAAUCAUGGGCCUGGAAUCAGGCUGCUCCUUUAACCUAUCUGCCUGGUGGUACCGGAGGCUAUGUAGAUGCUGGAAACAUGGGUGUGCAAGGUUAUCAAGUAGCUGCCAGCAAUGGAGGUUUGACUAGUUUUGUGCAUGCACCGGUUCCUCAAGGACCACCACACCAUCAUCAUCUGCCGCCUAAUAUGCAAUAUAUGGGAGGGCGCACUAUGAGCUUCUCUCCACAGAUGACAGCAUCUUCACGCGUCGACCUACGGAAUAGUUCGUCUGAUAGCACUAAUAAUCCAUUGCAGGGUGUUGUAGAGGGCGGGUCUAGAUAUAUCGGACCUUUCCCACCAACUGGCUUUAGGUUGUACAGACCUCAUCCAAGAGAAUUCAUGCUUGAAGCAAAUACUCAACACCGCAGCCUCCCUAACAUGAGAGUUUUGCCAGAAAAUAGGGUGGCAAUGCUGGGUGUUCCAGGUUACCAUGAAGUGGGUGAUGAUGUUGAUCAGCACAGAGAUAUGCGUUUGGACAUAGAUCACAUGUCUUAUGAGGAGCUUCUUGCAUUGGGGGAGCAAAUUGGCAACGUGACAACUGGUUUAUCAGAGGAAGCUAUUGUUACCAAUUUGAAAACGAGAAUAUUCUUGUCUACCGAGACUCCUUGCACUCUGGAAAGUGUUGCAUGUGAAGAUCACAAAACUGAUUUCUGCGUCAUAUGCCAGACUGAUUACGGCGACCAAGAAAAGAUUGGCAUUCUUGAGUGCGGGCAUGAAUAUCAUGAAGAGUGCGUAAAGAAAUGGUUGGUUGUGAAGAAUAUUUGCCCUAUCUGCAAAUCCACAGCAUUGUCUACAAAGAAACAGGACUUGUGAAUACCGGGAGGCGGUAGAUGACGGGUCAACGAAUAAUUAGAAUAGAGCAGGCAUUUUGUUCUCUCUCGUUAAAUGUUUAUUCUCCGAUGAGGGAAAUGUUCCUGAAACUGUAGUAUAAAUUUUGUACAUACUUUGUGCCGUAGUCCAGCUCUCCAAAAACUUUUACUUGUUGACCUCGUCUGUGGAGCUAAAGUUGUACAGACUUGUAAUUUGGUUCUGUUGUAUAGAUAUUCUGUUUCAUCAUAGCUACUUUUGUUUCA
Molecule: messenger RNA, 1765 nt
Organism: Lycium barbarum (goji berry)
Lineage: Eukaryota; Viridiplantae; Streptophyta; Magnoliopsida; Solanales; Solanaceae
Product: probable E3 ubiquitin-protein ligase ZFP1
Exons: 9
Coding region: 327-1505 (392 amino acids)
Molecular function (GO): ubiquitin protein ligase activity
Source: RefSeq, a predicted model, not a curated record